CUACACAGAAGACUUAACUCUGUCUUCUAGCAUGGGGACGCUCUGGCACUUACAAUGCACUUUGAUUUUAUUCUGUAUUUCAGUGCUGAAUACCACAGGCAUCACGCAAAGAGUAACCGGUGGCUUGAGAACAUGGGAUCCUGAAACAGCUUACCUCACCAGAUGCGACUUUAACAACAACUCAAGACCAUUUUGUGACUGGACUCAACCUUGCAACGUCAACAAUGGAGUGUGGAUUAGAACCAAGUAUGACACUCCAACUCAUGGAACAGGUCCUAAUGGAGACUAUCCUGAUGGAAAAGGCUAUUUCAUCUACCAAGAAGCAAGUAAUCUGAUCCCCUUUGACACAAACAGGCUUGAGAGUCCAGAUAUUGUAGUCUCUGAAAAAAUAUGCAUAGACUUCUGGUACUAUAUGUUUGGGUCAGAAGACAUGAAUGAACUGAGAGUGCUUAUCCAAGACAGCUCAGGGGAGUCUGUGCUGUGGACUCGGAAGGGAAACCAGAGUUCUUCGUGGAACUAUGGUGCCAUCACUCAUACUUUUCCAAUGCAGAGAAAGAUAAAGGUAAUUUUUGAGGCUGUCCGAGGACUGACAGAGUAUGGGGAUACGGCACUGGACAAUGUGAGAGUAAGGGAUGGAUCUUGUGAAUCUGUCCCUAACCCUGUACCACCAACAGAAGAAAUUUGCAGUAUAUACGGGGAUCCUCACUAUUACACAUUCGACAAGCAGCGUCACAACUUCAUGGGCACCUGCACCUACACUCUCUCCAAGCUGUGUGAGAACAACAGCUCACUGCCCUACUUCAAUGUGGAAGCAGCCAACGAGCACAGGGGAAGCAACACUCGCGUGUCCUAUGUCCGAUAUGUGGACAUCGAUGUGUAUGGCCACAGGAUCAAUCUGGGUAAAAAUAGAGUUGUUAAGUUAUUCCACAUCACUGCUAAAUUCACUUUCACACCUGACAUUUGCCAUAAAGCAGGGUCAUAUAAGUCCUACAGUGACACGCUAAGGACUUUCCUGACAGCUGAUGGAGUCAGCCAGGUCCUCCCUCUGACCUUGACACAUGGUGUCAAUAUUUACUUCAGUGGGCAGUAUGUUGUGCUUACUACUGACUUUGGGCUGAAAGUCAAGUUUGAUGGAAAUCACAGAGCAGAAAUCGCUCUUCCCAGUACAUAUAUGUCUAAAGUAUGCGGAAUAUGUGGAAAUUAUAAUGGGCAAAAAGCAGAUGACUUUCUUAACCCAGACGGAGAAAUGGAAGCAAAUUCGGCCAGCCUUGGAAACAGUUGGCAGGUUUACAAUGACUCUAGGUGCUUGCCAGAUGAUGGCCAUACUCCAAAUUGCACUGCUGAUGAAAAACAUAUCAUCCAAAGCAAUGAAUACUGUGGUCUGAUCACAGAUCCCAAUGGUCCGUUCCAGAAUUGCCACUCAGCAGUUGAUCCAGAAAGUUAUUCUGAAGCCUGCCAGUAUGAUCUCUGUGAACUUCAUUUGAACAAUGCAGCUCUCUGUGAAAACCUGCAGGCUUAUGCAGAUGCAUGCCAAGCUGCAGGAGUCCAGCCAACACCAUGGAGAAAUGCAACCUUCUGCCCAUUAGCCUGCCCUGCCAACAGUCACUACGAGUCCUGUGCUGCAGCCUGCCCUGCUAGCUGUGCUGACCCGAUGGCUCCCGUUACCUGCAGCCUGCCGUGCGUGGAGGGCUGCGUGUGCGACAGUGGGUACCUGCUCUACAAUGACCGAUGUGUGCCCAGCCAGCACUGCGGGUGCUGGCACAACGGGCAGCACUACCCCGUGGGCUCAGAGUUCUGGACGGACAACACCUGCUCCUCCAAGUGCACAUGUCCUGCGCGGGGAAGCAAAGUCCAGUGCUCCAGUGCCUCAUGCCCUGCGGGCCAGUACUGCGGGGUGCAGGAUGGGAAGCCCGUGUGCCUUGAACUGUCCUACGGCAUCUGCCACGUCCACAGUGACCCUCACUACAACACCUUUGACAAAGUGACGCACAGCUUCAUGG
Molecule: messenger RNA, 2000 nt
Organism: Apaloderma vittatum (bar-tailed trogon)
Lineage: Eukaryota; Metazoa; Chordata; Aves; Trogoniformes; Trogonidae
Product: zonadhesin-like
Exons: 11
Cellular component (GO): membrane
Source: RefSeq, a predicted model, not a curated record